Carlito syrichta (Philippine tarsier) is the source of this 1419-nucleotide messenger RNA. RefSeq names its product ras GTPase-activating-like protein IQGAP2. Gene Ontology annotation, biological process: regulation of actin cytoskeleton organization. The annotation marks the transcript as partial. The record is from RefSeq and is a predicted model, not a curated record. The transcript is spliced from 12 exons. Gene Ontology annotation, cellular component: cytoplasm. Gene Ontology annotation, molecular function: actin filament binding; calmodulin binding; GTPase activator activity. Lineage: Eukaryota; Metazoa; Chordata; Mammalia; Primates; Tarsiidae.
AAAACAAACAGAAAGCUGGCCCUCUCUCCCCAGGACUGGCCCUGUCAGUGAACCUGUGGCCCGGGACCACAGGUUAAUCUUUGGCCCAGGCUGGCCUUGGUGGCCGAACCAUUGUGGAUGACGAAAGGCUCUCUGCCGAGGAGAUGGAUGAGAGGCGGCGGCAGAACAUUGCUUAUGAGUAUCUGUGCCACCUAGAGGAAGCCAAAAGGUGGAUGGAAGUCUGCUUAGUUGAAGAAUUGCCACCGACCACUGAGCUGGAAGAAGGGCUCCGGAAUGGAGUUUACCUUGCAAAGCUAGCCAAAUUCUUUGCCCCAAAAAUGGUAUCAGAGAAAAAGAUCUAUGAUGUGGAACAAACACGCUAUAAGAAGUCCGGCUUGCACUUUCGACACACAGAUAACACCGUCCAGUGGUUGAGAGCGAUGGAGUCCAUUGGUCUACCCAAGAUAUUUUAUCCAGAAACAACAGAUGUCUAUGAUCGGAAAAACAUACCAAGAAUGAUAUAUUGCAUUCACGCACUGAGUUUAUAUCUGUUCAAACUAGGAAUAGCACCCCAGAUCCAAGAUUUGUUGGGCAAAGUAGACUUCACAGAGGAGGAAAUCAGUAAUAUGAGAAAAGAACUUGAGAAAUAUGGAAUACAGAUGCCAUCUUUCAGCAAAAUAGGUGGCAUUCUGGCCAAUGAACUGUCUGUGGAUGAAGCUGCAUUACAUGCUGCAGUUAUAGCCAUUAAUGAAGCUGUUGAAAAAGGAAUAGCAGAGCAGACUAUUAUAACGCUAAGAAACCCAAAUGCAGUUUUAACUUUUGUGGAUGACUACCUUGCACAGGAAUAUCAGAAAGAACUCUGGGAAGCCAAAAAGAAAAAAGAGGAAAAUGCAAGACUGAAGAAUAGCUGUAUUUCAGAAGAAGAAAGAGAUGCAUAUGAGGAACUGCUGACUCAAGCAGAAAUCCAAGGCAACAUUAAUGCAGUCAACAGGCAGGCUGCUGUGGACCAUAUCAAUGCUGUCAUUCUGGAAGGUGACCCUGAGAACACGCUGCUUGCGCUGAAGAAGCCAGAGGCCCAGCUGCCUGCUGUUUAUCCUUUUGCUGCUGCCAUGUAUCAGAACGAGCUCUUCAACCUCCAGAAACAGAAUGCCAUGAACUACUUGGCCCACGAGGAACUCUCGAUUGCUGUGGAAAUGUUGUCUGCUGUUGCUUUGCUCAACCAGGCCCUGGAAAGCAACGAUCUUGUGUCUGUGCAGGAUCAACUCAGAAGCCCCACAAUAGGCCUAAACAAUCUGGACAAGGCAUAUAUGGAACGUUAUGCAAAUGCUCUGCUCUCUAUCAAACUAGAAGCCUUAUCCCAAGGGCAAGAUAACUUAAGCUGGAAUGAAAUUCAGAAUUGUAUUGACAUGGUUAAUGCUCAGAUUCAAGAAGAAAAUGACC